CAUUCCCUCUCUCCCAUUCUCUCUCUCUCUCUCUCUCCCUCCCUCUCUCAUUCCCUCUCUUCCAUUCUCUCUCUGUCUCUCUCCCAAUUUCUCUCUCCUGGGCUACUUACAUGUAUAGGACUGCAUGUCUACACAUCUGUAAAUAUCUGCCAAGAGGCAGAAAACCAAAUACCCCAAAUCUUUUACACGCUGGAUGCUUCUGUCUUUUUCAACCCUUCUCUCAAAAGCAAAAGAUAGCUAGUGUGGAGAAAAUAACAGUUCUUAUCUUUUUAUAUCUCCAUUACACACACAUAUGUUUUUAUAGUCUUGCAUUAUUACUUGGUUGGUGCCAUUUUGUUUCUUGUUACACAUUUUUUAACAAAAAAUAAAACUUCCCCACUAGAUGAUGAGAUAAUGAUAUACAUGUACUCAAGGCCUUAACAACAUAAGCUCUGUGAGAGAGAGAUAAAGAGGGAAAGAGAAGGACUAUCUUUUAAACCCAUCAUUGUUUCCAGUUGGGUUUUUUAGUGAAACCAACAAGGUAUCAUUCAAUUCUUAUCUUAAUCAUGAUUUUCUAGGAAAUAAAGUUUUGAUCUUGAUACUUGUUUGGUCCAUAUGGAGCUGUUAGGAACCUGGGUUUGUGGGGAAAAGAUAAGCCCUUGUAUCUUUAUCUAUAUUUUCUCACUUGUGUGUCAUAAAUGAUUCCAUUACAGCUUGCUAAAAUAGUACCUGGUUUUAUCCAGCUUGUUUUCUUGGCAUGAUUGCUUUUGUUGUAUUGUGUGUUCUUCUUAUUAGGCAAGUUUUUAUGAGUCUUUACUGAUUGGAAAAGUAAAGAGGAGGAAAUUAUAGAGAAAAUAGCAAAGGGAUCAAACUGAAGGUACCACUAUAGAUGUGUGUUUUUGUAUGUACUUGUAAAGAAGUGUAAUUGGACUGAAGAUUCUUUCUGGGUUCUUGUAGUUGAGCUUUCUUGUUCAUCUUAGCCUUAUAUCUUAUCUUUUUUUUUGAGUUCAGAAGGUUUUCUUAGAGCCAGUCUUGUUUAAGAAUUGAGGGUUCUAGCAUAUUCAGUUUUUUGGUUGAAUGAGUACAGUUUGUCUCGAAAGGUUCGGUUUUGAUGAGUUCUCUUGAUCUGUUUGGAGUUCCCCUUAAGCUUUCCAGGAUCUUUUUGAAGAUAUAAUGGAUUAGGUUAUGGCUAUCUACGGAGGGCUCUACUUUCCUCUGUAUUUCUUGUUGUUCUAGUUGGGCUAGUUUGGUUCUUGUUCUGCACGGAAAAGGGGGAAUUGCAGACGAAGCUGGAGACACCAGUUUUUUGUGAUAGCAAUUCUGGGGUCUUGCAUGAACAUUUUAAUGUUAGCAAAGAAGAAUUUGAUGUCUUGACCUCUUCUUUCUAUGAAUUGGAUCAGAUGGCAUGCUUAAAAUGUACCAAACAGUCCAAUACGAUUCACCAUCCUAGUAGUGGUAUCAAUUGUGACUUUGUUAUGGCAACGUUAGAUCACCAAAGAUUUAAGAAAGAAGAGUUGGAAAUGACGAAUGUAGGAUUGCAAGAACAAUGCCCUGUCCCAGCUGAGAACACUGACUCAUUAUUGAAGGAGGGCAAGUCUGUAUCAGAGAUUUUGCAUUCCAUAUUUUCAUCUAUCAAGUCAAAGUUUUGGAACGAUCAAGAGUAUAUGCAUUUGAGGGAACCAGAGAAUUUAGUGACAGAGCAUUGCAAGGGUAUUUCUUUUUGUUUGACGAAUAUACUCCUGUGCGCUCUUGUUGGAUCAGCAAUCUGCUGUCCGAUUUUUGGUUUUAUUUUUAAAUUCUGGAGGAGACGGAAGGUGAUGCCUCUUCAUCAACAUUCAUUGCAUCAAAACCAGCAACUCCAAGUGGUCCAGCAAAAGCAACAACAACAAUCUCCAAUUUCUGGAAAGUGGAGGAUGAAGCUACUACUGGCUUUUGUCAUUGCAGGGGUCACUGGGUCCAUUUGGUUAUUCUGGCACCUAAAUGAAGAUAUUGUUUUGAGAAGACAAGAAACAUUGUCAAAUAUGUGUGACGAGCGAGCACGUAUGCUACAGGAUCAAUUUAAUGUGAGUAUGAACCAUGUUCAUGCAUUGGCUAUUCUAAUCUCCACAUUUCAUCAUGGAAAACAACCUUCUGCUAUUGACCAGAAAACAUUUGGAGAAUAUACUGAGAGAACUGCUUUUGAAAGGCCUCUUACUAGUGGUGUUGCUUAUGCUUUGAGAGUUCCACACUCUCAAAGAGAGCAAUUUGAAACUCAACAUGGGUGGAAGAUUAAAAAAAUGGAAACUGAGGAUCAAACAUUAGUUCAAGACUGCAUUCCAGAGAAUUUAGAUCCUGCACCAGUUCAAGAUGAAUAUGCACCAGUUAUAUUUUCUCAAGAAACAGUCUCGCAUAUUGUUUCUAUUGAUAUGAUGUCUGGCAAGGAAGAUCGGGAGAACAUUUUACGGGCUAGGGCAUCUGGAAAGGGUGUCUUGACAUCUCCUUUUAAGCUAUUAAAAUCCAAUCACCUGGGUGUUGUACUUACUUUUGCUGUCUACAACACUCAUCUACCUCCUCAUGCUACUGCUGAGCAAUUUAUUAAUGCUACUGUUGGGUAUUUAGGUGCAUCCUAUGAUGUCCCGUCACUAGUGGAAAAGCUUCUGCAUCAACUUGCUAGCAAACAAACCAUUGUUGUGAAUGUUUAUGACACAACAAAUAAAGCAGAGCCAAUAAAUAUGUACGGUACCAAUGUUACCGACACAGGACUGCUGCACAUUAGCACACUUGACUUCGGGGAUCCAACUAGAAAACAUGAAAUGCAUUGCAGGUUUAAGCAGAGGGCCCCGCCACCUUGGACAGCAAUAACAGCAUCUGUUGGUGUUCUUGUAAUAACUUUGCUUCUGGGUCAUAUAUUCCGUGCAGCCAUAACCCGCAUUGCUGAAGCUGAGCUAGGCUACCAAAAUAUGAGAGUACUUAUGCAUCGUGCUGAAGCUGCAGAUAAAGCAAAAUCUCAGUUUCUGGCAACAGUUUCACAUGAAAUCAGGACUCCAAUGAAUGGUGUUUUAGGCAUGCUUCAGAUGCUUAUGGACACAAAUCUUGAUGCCAACCAACUAGAUUAUGCACAGACUGCCCAUGCUAGUGGAAGAGAUCUUAUAUCACUUAUUAAUGAGGUUUUAGAUCAGGCUAAAAUUGAAUCUGGCAGACUUGAGCUUGAGGCUGUUCCUUUUGAUCUUCGGGCUGUUCUUGAUAAUGUUUUAUCACUUUUCUCGACCAAAUCUCAUGAGAAAGGAAUUGAGUUGGCCGUUUAUGUUUCUAAUCAAGUUCCUGAAAUCGUCAUCGGAGACCCUGGACGGUUGCGGCAAAUAAUCACAAAUCUUGUUGGAAACUCAAUUAAGUUUACACAAGACAGAGGACACAUUUUUGUAUCAGUGCAUCUAGCAGAUGAAGUUGGGUACCCACUCGAGGAGCAGGAUGAAGUGCUGAGACCAAACAUUACUCUGGUUGAAAAUUGUAUAAACAAUUCUCGUAACACAUUAAGUGGGUUUCCUGUGGUUAAUCGAUGGAAAAGUUGGAAGGGUUUUGGAAAUUUGAAUGUGGGUGAAUUGUCAAAGGAAACAGAAAUGGUCAAAGUAUUGGUUACUGUUGAAGAUACAGGGGUUGGUAUACCACAAGAAGCACAAGGUCAUAUAUUCAUGCCCUUUAUGCAGGCUGACAGUUCUACAUCACGAACAUAUGGUGGAACCGGGAUAGGAUUGAGUAUAAGCAAGAGGCUGGUGGACCUGAUGGGUGGAGAAAUUGGCUUUGAUAGUGAGCCUGGAACAGGCAGCACCUUUUCAUUCAGUGUAGCUUUCAAAAAAGGAGAACAAAAUUCUCCUGAUUUGAAGUCUCCACAGUACCGUCCAACUGUUUCAGAAUUUCAAGGAUUGAGAGCAUUGGUGAUUGAUGGGAAAAGCAUUCGAGCUGAAGUCACAAGAUAUCAUCUUCAGAGAUUGGGAAUUUCAGUAGAAAAAGCUUCGACUCUGGAUUCUGCGUAUGCUUCUCUCACUUGCAACUCCAAGACAAGCAUAUCGGGACAGUUGGCCAUGAUUCUUGUUGACCAGGAUGUAUUAGAUGAGAUGACUGAUACUUCUUACAACAAAAUUCUUAAAGAACUGAGACCAAAUAGAAGUUCAAGCAUCCUAGAAAUUGGUCCAAAAAUACUUCUGAUGGCACCCUCUAGUUCUGAAAAGUGUAACAAACUCAAGUCGGCUGGGUUGGUUGAUGCCGUUCUAACAAAGCCACUUCGGCUAAGUGUGUUAAUUCUUUCAUUCCAAGAAACCCUUAGUUUUGACAAGAAGAGGCCCCCUUCAAGAAGUAAACCAUCAACUCUUGGAAAUCUACUCAGAGACAAGCGUAUCUUGGUGGUAGAUGAUAACAUGGUUAACAGACGAGUUGCUGAAGGUGCCUUGAAGAAGUAUGGAGCAGUUGUCACCUGUGUUGAUAGUGGGAGAUCUUCAUUAAAGAUGCUUAAUCCCCCCCACAACUUUGAUGCUUGCUUUAUGGAUCUCCAAAUGCCAGAAAUGGAUGGGUUUGAAGCUACACGGCAGAUCCGCUGUUUGGAGAGCGAAGUAAAUAAAAAAAUUAAUUCUGGUGAAGCAUCGAUUGAGAUGUACGGUAAUGUGGCUCACUGGCAUACACCAAUAUUAGCAAUGACAGCUGAUGUAAUUCAAGCAACAAAUGAGGAGUGCACAAAAUGCGGGAUGGAUGGUUAUGUGUCAAAGCCAUUCGAAGAAGAAGAACUAUAUUCAGCUGCAGCGCGCUUCUUUGAUUCAGAAUUCAUGCCUGGGGCAGUCUGGUUAUCUGAUUACUGCAACUGACGACAGUCACUGCUACACAAUGGAUGAUUGACAAAUCAAACAAGUUCAUCUUUCUGACAAGGUGUGCUGGGAUUACAAUUUGUGAAUAGUUAGUACUUUGUUGUCACCUCAAUUCCCCAGGUACUUGGCUGCAGAUCCCAUUCAACACCAAGUGACCUUCAUCUUUUUCGAUGAUGAUGAACUAGUAGCAUAGAAGGCAGCUUGUAUAGAAACUCAGCUUUAGUUGGUGUUAUACCAAAUAUCCGUUGUCGUUAUAUAUCUGAUCAUUCUUACAAAGACACUUUCAGCAAUAAGUUUUCAUCCUAUAUGAAUACUGCCUAUUGAAUCUGUUGAGAUGAUGAAUACAGUUUUGCUCCGUUCUUCGGUGCGAGAAGCAUGAAGCCCUGCUAUAAACAGUUUUGUUGUGUACUCUAGCUGCCCCAGGUUGAUUGAUCGCAUUCUUGGAACAGGGUGAUAUAUAUUUAGUAUAGAUUGAAGCUCCAUGUAAAUGUAUAUCAUAGCGGCCCUUGGAACUUCCCUUUAUUCUUACUAGAUUUUUGUAGUUGGUGCUUUGUAGUUAGUUUGUACUCCGUAGUACUAGUGGUGCGUUGUAAUUUCUUGCCUACAUACUUGUAAUAAUAUAUGAAUAAGAAUUAGAGUUGUUUAUUUGAAGUGUA
Molecule: messenger RNA, 5467 nt
Organism: Daucus carota subsp. sativus
Lineage: Eukaryota; Viridiplantae; Streptophyta; Magnoliopsida; Apiales; Apiaceae
Product: histidine kinase 2
Exons: 16
Coding region: 1380-4811 (1143 amino acids)
Biological process (GO): phosphorylation; phosphorelay signal transduction system
Molecular function (GO): phosphorelay sensor kinase activity
Source: RefSeq, a predicted model, not a curated record